AUGGCAGACUACGACAGCGACUCCUCAGAACAGGAGUUCACUGAGACCAAUGUGUUACUUGGCUAUGCCACCAAAGACGCCGACGAGGACACCAUUAGUCGUCUCGGCGGCCGACCAGACUGGCUGAACCCCGACCAACCAGCCUCGGCGGCCCUGGCGCGCUGUAAAGUGUGCAACGACUUCAUGGUCCAACUCUUGCAGCUCAACGGCGAGCUUCCCGAAAGGUUCCCCGGCCAUGAGCGCCGUCUCUAUGUCUUCGCGUGCCGCAGGCCGACAUGCAGGCGCAAGCAGGGCAGCAUCCGCGCCAUGAGAGGUGUCAGGAUAUCCAAGGACGCUCCCGCAGUCGGGACAAAGAAGGCCGAGACGAAAGCUCCGAAAAAGACGGUCGAGGAGGCACCCAAAAAUACCGACGGCCCUGGCCUCGGCAGUGCGCUGUUCGGCGGCGGCGGCGGCGGCGGCGUCUCAGGCACAACAAACCCGUCUGCAAGCAACGCGAACCCCUUUAGCACGGGAACAUCUUCGAGCAGCCCCUUUAGCACCACCGCGCCGGCAUCGAACCCCUUCUCCAAGCCGGCAGCCGAGCCUAAGCAGCCCAAGCAGCCCGAGCAACAGGAGAAAGAGGCCAAGGAUCCGGCAGCGUCCCUCCCCAAGACCUUCGCCGAGACCCUCAAUCUCAACAACCCGCAGACCCCUUCCGGCCCGCCCCCUCCACCGGAGCCUUGGCCCGCAGCCGACGCUCUGCCGAAGCCAUACCCGCUCUCCUACCUCGCGGACGCCGAGUUCGAGACACUGGACCCGGAGCCCAUGUCUGUGCCUCAGAACGCGCGGAUGGAGGUCGACAACGAGGGCGGCGCCGGCGCAUCAGGCGGCGAUACCAAGGACGUUUUCGAGUCGUCCAUGGACGCCGUGUUCCAAAAGUUCGCAGACCGCAUGGCGCAGAACCCGGAACAGGCCAUCCGCUACGAGUUCGCCGGCACGCCCCUGCUGUACUCCAAGGCCGACGCCGUCGGCAAGGCCCUCGGCGGCGGUGGAAGGAUGCCGAGGUGCGGCAACUGCAGCGCCGGGAGAGUGUUUGAGGUGCAGAUGACGCCGCACGCCAUCACGGAGCUUGAGGCCGAGGAGCUGUCGCUCGAGGGUAUGGAUUGGGGUACGAUCAUUGUGGGUGUUUGCGAGGCGGACUGUCAGCAGAGAGGGGUCCAGGCCGGUGAGGCAGGUUACCUUGAGGAAUGGUGCGGCGUUCAGUGGGAGGAGAUGGAGAAGCGAUGA
This is a messenger RNA of Colletotrichum graminicola M1.001, 1266 nucleotides long. RefSeq lists its product as uncharacterized. NCBI's taxonomy places the organism in Eukaryota, Fungi, Ascomycota, Sordariomycetes, Glomerellales, Glomerellaceae. The record is from RefSeq and is a predicted model, not a curated record. Gene Ontology annotation, biological process: maturation of SSU-rRNA. Gene Ontology annotation, cellular component: cytoplasm. The coding region runs from base 1 to 1266 and encodes 421 amino acids. The transcript has 2 exons.